AUGGAAAUCGGAGCCGAUCCUUUGAAACGGGGAGAUCUAGGUGAUAAAUCUGAGCGCAUCCAACGAACCAAGGUCCGCGUGCUAGACUAUUUUGAUAAUAACGUUAUUGAACCAGCGCCUCCUAUUGAAUCCGCCCAUGAACUACGAAAAUUCCUAAAUGAAGAACGCAUCAUAGAAACUAUCGGCAGCACCAUCUCCGCUUAUACGUGGUCGAAGAUCUGUCUCGAGAUUCACAUUGUAGACUACGCCUGGUAUAACGUCCGCGACCGGUGGAGAGACCCUCCUGUCCUCGACAUUGCUAAGCAGUUUAAUAUCAAGAGGAGAGUAGAUGACGAUCUAUGCAAUAAGGCCUGGUGGGAUGAAGAGGGUGCGACGGUAGGUUUGACGAGGUCGAGAGCCACAUAUUGGGUGUCACCCGAACGUCAUAUGAAGUCUAAAAGUCGUAUUGGAGUAUUGCUUCUUGACCCGACAGUGCAAGCAGGCGUCCCACUUUGGCGAGGGCGACGAAAUUGCCAACCAGUUCCGAAACCUAACGAGUACGCCGACCACCCAAACCAGAACCAUGCAGAGCAAGAGACCAUCUUCAAAGAUUUCCUCUAUUGGGCCUACCAUCCCGAGAUAUUCCGCAAUCUCGUCUUGGAACCAACAACCGACGAUGACCAGGAGCCGAUCCAGAUCCUGCUCCAUUUUAUCUGCUCUGAGUGGCUGGCAAUACUUGAUUACAUCAAAACGAGGCUAUGCCAAAUCGACCUGGAAAUUGUAAAACCUGAGAGUUUCUCAACGGGCCAGGAUGCCAAAGCCACGCUCGAAGGGUUGCAUAUGUGGGGACGCUUCAUCCCAAUAUAUCGCGAGAUGGUAGCAGAGACGCUUCGGUGUGUGUUUGACUGUUCAUCUGUUAAAACAGAGGCGAAUAGAGCCAGACGUAACGACGGGAGAACCACAAUCAGUGCCUUUGACAAAGAGGCACCGGGAGAUUCAUGGAGGAACCGCCCCCUAUCUACGACACACCCUCUGACCUCAUCUAGUCAAAAGAGUUCCCUCGGGUUACUGAGAAUGCCACGGCUUCAGCGGGGCGCUAUCUCGUCUUAUGAGAAAGACUUAUUAAUCAUCAUGGAGCAACUAGAUGAAUACCAGCAGCGGUUAGAUCGGCUGACGUCGGUCGUCACAGCCGUAAUGUCAAUUGAGGACUCACGGCGGGGCCUAACAGACAACCAAAACAUUGGCCGGCUGACGGUCUUAGCAACGGGCUUCAUCCCCUUUAGCUUGAUGGCGGGGAUAUUCUCCAUGCAGGAGGACCUCGGCGAUUUGCUCCGACAGGGUACGCUUCAGGUAGCUCGCAAGAAGAGGGCACCCGCUUUCUUCCGACCCCGGUACAAGGUAGAGCACAAUGUUCUCGACUUUAUCUUGGUGAAUGGCUUAGGUUCUGCGGCUCUCGACGGCUUCCUUGAGGACCACCAAGCCCUCGCCCACCCCCCAGUGUGCUCUCAGGCACAAUACUUGAUAUCCGUCACCAGAUGGGACGCUGCCCAAACCCAUUGGGUAUGCCCGUACAACAAUGCCCUGGUGAUCAGCCUUAUCCGUCGCUACAUCUACGGAAUGAUAAAUGGCAUCGCUACCAGCGACCAAGCUAGGUUGGCCACCCAAACCAUCGCCGGGUUAAAGCCCUCCAAUCUGAUCAUUCCCCAGAUAAAGGGCAAGAAAACGUAG
Hypoxylon trugodes is the source of this 1707-nucleotide messenger RNA. RefSeq lists its product as uncharacterized. The record is from RefSeq and is a predicted model, not a curated record. The transcript has 5 exons. The coding region runs from base 1 to 1707 and encodes 568 amino acids. NCBI's taxonomy places the organism in Eukaryota, Fungi, Ascomycota, Sordariomycetes, Xylariales, Hypoxylaceae.